AUGAUGCACAGAAGUCUCUUCGCCACGAGCGUCAGAACCAACUUGGACAAUGUGAAGCAGUCACAUUGUUCCCUGGUGCCAAGAAUUUGCUUACGCCUGCUGCGUGAAGGAGCUCUACUAGGUUUCUGCUUCGAUGCUAGAAAGCAGAAGCUCUGUGGCUACUCGUUGCAUGCACGGUCCUUUCGCGCAUACUGCGGGGAAGACGGCAAGAAACAAGGAGCCCGUGGAAGUGCCGCAGCCCUGAAGGAGCAGAUUGCGCAAUUGAGGAAGGAUCUUCAUGCAACUCCUUGGAAGACGCUGUCCCGUGUGCUAGUUGAGAACGAUGUGUUGCAGCUGCCAUGGAAAGGACCUGAUUGGAAAACCCUGCCAGAACCGUCUCCAGAAGAAAUGUCCUACAUGGCUGGCUUCUUUGACGGUGAUGGGUGCGUCACGGAAAAGUCCAACCUCAGUGGCUGUCGCCUGGCAGUUAGCCAGGCCUUUGAUGCAAGUGCUGUGCUUGUGAGAUAUGCCAACCUGUUUGGCGGCACGGUGGAGGUACGGUCCCAGGGAGUCGGGCUCCAGAAGCCAGUGCUCAAUUGGCGGCUUGAAGGCCCCGGUUGCAAACAUGUAUCAAACUUGUUGGCCACGGCGUCCGUGGUGAAACAUAAACAACUGGCGUUAGCUGCAAAAUGGCCAAAAGAUACAGAUGGCAGAAAGCUGGCGAAGCACAAGCUGAGAGGUUGGAAGCAUGGCAGUACAGACACUCAGACUCAUGGUUGUGUCAGCUGGAGCUACUUUGCUGGUUUCUUUGACGCAGAAGGUUGCAUCAAGAUUACCACUACGGGAAACCUUAUGUUAACGAUUUGUCAGAAGCGGGAAGCAAUAUUGAACGUCAUCAAGGUUUUUUUGGCAGAUCAGAGCAUCCAUUCAGAACUGUACAAUUGUCGGACACAUGGAUGCUUGAGCAUCCACCGUCGCGGUGACUGCGAGGCUGUUCUGCAACGCAUGCAACAUGCCGGAUUGCUGGUAAAGGCGCAGCAUGCCGAGAUUGCUUUGAACACAGAGAAGACAGGACCUUCGCGUGCCCGGGAGCAGCUGGGAUUGCUGGUGGGCAACCAGAGCUUCGGCAAAAGGCUAGACGAAGCAGGUUGCUUGCGCGCUCAGGAAAUCCGCAGAAUGCGACAACAAGUUUGGUAUUUGAAGUCUAGAGGGCAGGAGGACGCUGCGGCAGCUCGACUUCUGGCAGCGCAAGAACUGGUGGCAAAGCACGACCUUCUGAAAUUAAAGGCAGAGCGGGACAUGUUGCUUCGCCACGCCGCUUUCAUCCAACGACUGUCCGGAAGCAUGUGGGAGUGA
Molecule: messenger RNA, 1335 nt
Organism: Symbiodinium natans
Lineage: Eukaryota; Dinophyceae; Suessiales; Symbiodiniaceae
Source: the annotation of a GenBank genome assembly